AUGUCAUCCGCUGCGAAUCCAAGCAUACCAGUGCCCGAUUACCCUUUAGAUGACAACCCACCCAGCUACUCUGCUGCGAUCCAAUCUACCGAGCCAUCACCUGGAUUACUUACUCCAGGGCCCGGAAUAUACUCUGUGAUCGGACAGAGUCGCUACCAUGGCUCCACAUCUUCCCUAGCCCUGAGCCACUCUAACACGGGCACCAAUGAAGGGAAACGCAGACUACUCCUGGUCUACAUCCAUGGAUUCAUUGGAUCCGAAGAUAGCUUUCAUCACUUUCCUAAACAUGUUCAUGAUCUUUUAACAAUAUCGCUAAGUAAGAGCCACGUGGUCUAUACGAAGAUCUACCCUCGGUAUAAGACUCGAGGACCGGUGCAUAUAGCCCGAGACAAUUUUAGCCAAUGGCUUUCACCGCAUGAAGCGCCAGAUCUAGAUAUUAUUCUCCUAGGUCACAGCCUGGGAGGCAUCGUCGCAGCAGAAGUUGCACUGAUGCCAACACAGUCUGCAACUGGGCGUGUGAACACGGGACUGAAUCAUCGGAUAUUAGGACUUGUCAACUUCGAUGUACCUUUCUUUGGACUUCACCCUCGCGUGGUGACCACUGGAAUUGGAAGACUCUUCCGCCACAAACUGGAUGAAACGAGCGACACCACCAAUUCGGUUACAUCCAUGAAUGAGGGCAUCGGCAGUCCAGACACGACGUUUAACCCAGCCUUCCAGAAUGAUGUGAAAUUAACGCGGUGGACUGGAUGGGAUGGGGCAUGGCAUUUCAUUUCGAAGUACUCACAUCACCUUUCGAGGUCGAUUCUGCAGUAUGCUUAUUCGUAUUAUGACCACGCCGGAUGUAUGAACAACUACCCUGAGCUGUUCAAACGACAUAAACAGUUGAUGAAGCUGGAGGCCAUCGAUGAGCUUCAGGAGCAGAAGGCUCAGAGCCGAGGUGCUGCACGAGUCCGAUUCGUGAAUUACUUCACCAAGAGUACGGGGAUAGUGCGAGCAGAUAGGACGGACAAAACGUUGGAAGCACACAUAGUCGAGAAUGAGGGCCUACAUAAACCGAAUCACCAGCAAAGCAUGGAGAGUACAACGGAUAUGCUCGAAGUCGACUACAAACCCGGUCGGAGAAAAUCAGCGCCACCUUGCUCAGUUGAUGCCGAUGAAUUGCUGGGGAGCAAGAAUGUUAUGCGUCCUAAAUCAAGUGGUUCCCAGCCUUCAACGUUGCAUUCAGAGUCCGCUGUGACGAUGAUUGAGGAAAGCACCGUAUCGGACGGCCAAGAUGAGGACACUACAGUGACCCGUGAGAGUUCACACCAGUCCCAGGAAGCUCGCCGACAGUUCUGCUACCUCCCGAAAGAUGCAUACCGCGGCAGAGAGCACCUGUGGAUCCCAGUGCAUAUGGAGGGCAUAGACGAGAUCACGGCUCACCAGUCAAUGUUUCUUCCGCAGGGUACAUACUAUGACAAGCUUGUUGGAGAUACGGUAGCUUUCAUUGAGCGUUGGAUAAGCGAUGACCUGACGAAACGAGCUAUUUUGGGUGGUUUUUUUUAG
Messenger RNA from Aspergillus oryzae RIB40, 1548 nucleotides. RefSeq lists its product as uncharacterized. Bases 1 to 1548 code for a protein of 515 amino acids. NCBI's taxonomy places the organism in Eukaryota, Fungi, Ascomycota, Eurotiomycetes, Eurotiales, Aspergillaceae. The transcript has 2 exons. The record is from RefSeq and is a predicted model, not a curated record.